CAGGGCCUGUGUAGCCUAUGUGACCUCCACAGAAGAGCUGAGCAGACAAGGAAAAGGCUUAUUUCUAGGACAUCUUCCAGGAAUUGAAGGGACGAAGAAGCUGGCCUGUGCAGUCAGCAAUGUGCUGUAUCGAGCUUAUGUGGCUUUCCCAGACUUUUUCCGUAAUUCAACUGCCAAGUGGUGGAAGAGGGAAAUAGAAGAACUAUACAACAAUCCACAGAAUCCAGAGAGGAGCUUGAAGUUUGAUGGCAUAUGGAUUGAUAUGAAUGAACCAUCGAGCUUCGUGAAUGGGGCAGUUCAUCCAGGCUGCAGGGAUGCCUCUCUGAACCACCCUCCCUACAUGCCACAUUUGGAGUCCAGGGACAGGGGCCUGAGCAGCAAGACCCUGUGCAUGGAGAGUGAGCAGAUGCUCCCAGACGGCUCCCCCGUGCAGCACUACAACGUGCACAGCCUGUACGGGUGGUCCCAGACCAGACCCACAUACGAAGCCAUGCAGGAGGUGACGGGACAGCGAGGAGUCGUCAUCACCCGCUCCACAUUUCCCUCUUCUGGCCGCUGGGCAGGACAUUGGCUGGGAGACAACACGGCCGCGUGGGAUCAGCUGAAGAAAUCUAUCAUUGGCAUGAUGGAGUUCAGCCUCUUUGGCAUAUCCUACACAGGAGCAGAUAUCUGUGGGUUCUUUCAAGAUGCCGAAUAUGAGAUGUGUGUUCGCUGGAUGCAGCUGGGGGCCUUUUACCCCUUCUCAAGAAACCACAACACCAUUGGGACCAGGAGACAAGACCCUGUAUCCUGGGAUGCUGCUUUUGUGAAUAUUUCCAGAAAUGUCCUGCAGACCAGAUACACCCUGUUGCCAUAUCUCUAUACCUUGAUGCAUAAGGCCCACAUGGAGGGUGUCACUGUUGUUCGGCCUCUGCUCCAUGAGUUUGUGUCAGAUCAGGUGACAUGGGACAUAGACAGUCAGUUCCUGCUGGGCCCAGCCUUCCUGGUCAGCCCUGUCCUGGAGCUCAAUGCCAGAAAUGUCACCGCAUAUUUCCCUAGAGCCCGCUGGUACGAUUACUACACGGGUGUGGAUAUUAAUGCAAGAGGUGAGUGGAAGACCUUGCCUGCCCCUCUUGACCACAUUAAUCUUCAUGUCCGUGGGGGCUACAUCCUGCCCUGGCAAGAGCCUGCACUGAACACCCACUUAAGUCGAAAGAAGCCUCUUGGUCUUAUCAUUGCCCUAGAUGAGAACAAAGAAGCAAAAGGAGAACUUUUCUGGGAUGAUGGGCAAACAAAGGAUACUGUGUAUCGUACCACAGGGGGAGUUCUGGACUUUUAUGUGUUCUUGGGGCCAACUCCAGAGCUUGUCACCCAGCAGUACACUGAGUUGAUCGGCCGGCCUGUGAUGGUUCCUUACUGGUCUUUGGGCUUCCAGCUGUGUCGCUAUGGAUACCAGAAUGACUCUGAGAUCGCCAGCUUGUAUGAUGAGAUGGUGGCCGCCCAGAUCCCUUAUGACGUGCAGUACUCAGACAUCGACUACAUGGAGCGGCAGCUGGACUUCACCCUCAGCCCCAAGUUUGCUGGGUUUCCAGCUCUGAUCAAUCGCAUGAAGGCUGACGGGAUGCGGGUCAUCCUCAUUCUGGAUCCAGCCAUUUCUGGCAAUGAGACACAGCCCUAUCCUGCCUUCACUCGGGGCAUGGAGGAUGACGUCUUCAUCAGAUACCCAAAUGAUGGAGACAUUGUCUGGGGAAAGGUCUGGCCUGAUUUUCCUGAUGUUGUUGUGAAUGGGUCUCUAGACUGGGACAGUCAAGUGGAGCUGUAUCGAGCUUUUGUGGCUUUCCCAGACUUUUUCCGUAAUUCAACUGCCAAGUGGUGGAAGAGGGAAAUAGAAGAACUAUACAGCAAUCCACAGAAUCCAGAGAGGAGCUUGAAGUUUGAUGGCAUAUGGAUUGAUAUGAAUGAACCAUCGAGCUUCGUGAAUGGGGCAGUUCAUCCAGGCUGCAGGGAUGCCUCUCUGAACCACCCUCCCUACAUGCCACAUUUGGAGUCCAGGGACAGGGGCCUGAGCAGCAAGACCCUGUGCAUGGAGAGCGAGCAGAUGCUCCCAGACGGCUCCCCCGUGCAGCACUACAACGUGCACAGCCUGUACGGGUGGUCCCAGACCAGACCCACAUACGAAGCCAUGCAGGAGGUGACAGGACAGCGAGGAGUCGUCAUCACCCGCUCCACAUUUCCCUCUUCUGGCCGCUGGGCAGGACAUUGGCUGGGGGACAACACGGCUGCGUGGGAUCAGCUGAAGAAAUCUAUCAUUGGCAUGAUGGAGUUCAGCCUCUUUGGCAUAUCCUACACAGGAGCAGAUAUCUGUGGGUUCUUUCAAGACGCCGAAUAUGAGAUGUGUGUUCGCUGGAUGCAGCUGGGGGCCUUUUACCCCUUCUCAAGAAACCACAACACCAUUGGGACCAGGAGACAAGACCCUGUAUCCUGGGAUGCUGCUUUUGUGAAUAUUUCCAGAAAUGUCCUGCAGACCAGAUACACCCUGUUGCCAUAUCUCUACACCUUGAUGCAUAAGGCCCACACGGAGGGUGUCACUGUUGUUCGGCCUCUGCUCCAUGAGUUUGUGUCAGAUCAGGUGACAUGGGACAUAGACAGUCAGUUCCUGCUGGGCCCAGCCUUCCUGGUCAGCCCUGUCCUGGAGCUCAAUGCCAGAAAUGUCACCGCAUAUUUCCCUAGAGCCCGCUGGUACGAUUACUACACGGGUGUGGAUAUUAAUGCAAGAGGCGAGUGGAAGACCUUGCCCGCCCCUCUUGACCACAUUAAUCUUCAUGUCCGUGGGGGCUACAUCCUGCCCUGGCAAGAGCCUGCGCUGAACACCCACUUAAGCCGCCAGAAAUUCAUGGGCUUCAAAAUUGCCUUGGAUGAUGAGGGAACUGCUGAGGGUUGGCUCUUCUGGGAUGAUGGGCAAAGCAUUGAUACCUAUGGGAAAGGACUCUAUUAUUUGGCCAAGUUUUCUGCCAGCCAGAAUACAAUCCAGAGUCAUAUAAUUUUCAACAGUUACAUCACCAGUACAAACCCUUUGAAACUGGGCUACAUUGAAAUCUGGGGAGUGGGCAAUGUCCCCAUUACCAGUGUCAGCAUGUCUGUGAGCGGCAUGGUCAUAACACCCUCCUUCAACAGUGACCGCACGACACAGGUGCUAAGCAUCGAUGUGACCGACAGAAACAUCAGCCUACAUAAUUUCACUUCAUUGACAUGGAGAAGCACUCCGUGAAUUUUUAGAGCAAGAUCUGAAACUAUGAAUGACUUUGAAACUAAUACACUUCAUACUCAUGAAAAUUAUUGUGUGUUGCUAAUGGGUUCAUUCUCAUUACUGGUGAAAUAUUUUUGUUAAUUUUGUUAUAUGUUUUGCGUGUGAACCCUAAAGGUUAAAUCUUACCCCUGUGGGAUAGCAGGAGAGAGGUGUGGAAAAUCUGUGUAUUACCUUAAUGUCUCUAUGUGGUUAUAAUGGUAGUGAUUGUUCAUUAUAUGACAUUUACUGAAGAAGAACUGGGUCCAUGAUGAAGUGUAUGUCCAUAUGUGUAAUCAUGGAAUGGACCCCAUUCUCUUGCUAAAUACACAAGAAAAAGCUUUCUGUGACAGUUCCAGGUCUUGAAGCUAAUCAUUACCUCAAGAAAGUAUCCAGAAAGAACAUCUGCUAGUUGGUUUUAGGCCGGGUCGGAGUGGGGAACAAUACAUCUAAUUGGUUAUAGGUGGGGUGGGGGUGGGGCGAUCAUGAUAAGGGAAGAAAAGGCAAACACAAGGAAAGAUCAGAGGAAACAGAAGAUGAUAGUAAAAGUGAUCACAAGUAAGAACAUAAUGUGAAAUUAUCAGCAGCCUCACGGGGAGGAAAACGGAAGAGUCAACUCACCUGAGACAAGAGGGUCUUGAGAAAUCCCUAGCAUAUGGGGAUAGCGGCGAGAAUGAGAUCUGAGCAGGCAAAACUGAAGAGAAAGUUUGGAGGGUAAAAAUAAUUUA
Cebus imitator (Panamanian white-faced capuchin) is the source of this 3990-nucleotide messenger RNA. Its product is annotated as maltase-glucoamylase, intestinal-like. The annotation marks the transcript as partial. Gene Ontology annotation, molecular function: alpha-1,4-glucosidase activity. The record is from RefSeq and is a predicted model, not a curated record. Gene Ontology annotation, biological process: carbohydrate metabolic process. Lineage: Eukaryota; Metazoa; Chordata; Mammalia; Primates; Cebidae. The transcript has 32 exons.